This is a messenger RNA of Neocloeon triangulifer, 2884 nucleotides long. It is a transcript of the gene su(Hw), whose product is annotated as zinc finger protein 436. The coding region runs from base 172 to 2316 and encodes 714 amino acids. Gene Ontology annotation, cellular component: nucleus. NCBI's taxonomy places the organism in Eukaryota, Metazoa, Arthropoda, Insecta, Ephemeroptera, Baetidae. Gene Ontology annotation, biological process: regulation of transcription by RNA polymerase II. The record is from RefSeq and is a predicted model, not a curated record. The transcript is spliced from 9 exons. Gene Ontology annotation, molecular function: RNA polymerase II cis-regulatory region sequence-specific DNA binding; DNA-binding transcription activator activity, RNA polymerase II-specific.
ACGCAUGCGCAGUGGGCGUCGCCUUCCAUGGUUGGGACGCUGCACGAAGCCGACUUCCAGGGGCGUCGCUUUUCGCUUCUGCAGGACGAAUUUCGGCGAAUUCGGCGUGCCGCCGCGGCCCACUGGGCCCUAAUUGUAGUUUUUUAUUAGUUCUGAAUUACAAGGUGCGAUAUGGCAGACACUGCAGUUGCCCCUCGGCAAACAAGGCGUUCGACCCGCAAUAAAGAGGAACUGACCAAUGGAGUUGCAGGCAGUCCAGAGGCGCCCGCUGCCAAGAAAGGCAAAAAGAAUGCAGCUAAAAAAGAGACAAAGGCUGCGAAACAACCCAAGUCACCGGUAAAAGUAGACAAGACCAAACAAAAUCUUAUGUGGAAAUAUCUUUCUCCAACAAAUUCACAGAAAAAGAAAGGAAAAGAAGUCAACAAUGAAAAUGCAAGUGAGAAGACCGGAGGCCAGAACAAGUCCCCGAAGACUCCAGGCCUUUCAACUUUUGGAAAGAAGCUCAAAGAGCUGAUGGAUAAUGAGCCUCAGCCGGGAUCCUCGACUGAGCAGAAUCACUCACCUGUGGAUGUUUACGAGUUCAACCAGCUCCCAGGAGAGGAGCCACCCUCGAAGAAAACCAAAAAGAAAAUCAACCAGCGCGCUCGGAACAACUUCGUCGAGCUGGAGGACGGCGAAAUCACCCUGAGCGAGCAGAUGAAGGGUGUCAUGUUGGCCAAGGUCAACAACCUGAUUGACGAAACGGCCGCUCCGGCCGCACUUGGCAAGUGCCACUGCUGCUUCGAAGACCUCGAGACCGCCCACUCAGGAGGGGACUACGAGUGUGUCGACUGCCAGAAAAAGUUCAAGCUCAAGUCGAGUCUGGAGAGACACAGGCGGGUCAUCCACUUUGAGGGCGAGACCUACAGUUGUCCCGAGUGCGAUGCUCGGUGUCCAGACAAGGGCACUCUGGCGCGCCACAUGUACACUCACACGGGCCUCAAGCCCUACACAUGCAACCGCUGCGACAAGAUGUUCAGCAGAAAGUACCACUUGGAGCGGCAUGUCAUCCAGACAGGGUGCGAUGGAAAACCAAAACCCUCCCACCCUUGUCAGGUGUGUGGUCGGAUGUUCAGCCGAAAGGACAACUUGCGUGAGCACCUUCGGGCCCAUGCCGGUCAGGUGAAGCGCAAGAAGAAGUACAACUGUGAAUUCUGCAACAAGGAGUUCCACGGCACCAGUCUGCUGCAGAUACACACCCGCAUCCACACUGGCGAGCGGCCCUACCCUUGCGAUUUCUGCGAGAAGACAUUCCCGUCGAGCGGCGCCAUGAAAAAACAUCGCCGUAUGCACACUGGUGAAAGGCCUUACGAGUGCAAAGAGUGCUUUGCCAAAUUCGCUGCCAAAGAGACACUGAACCGGCACGUGAAGACGCACACGGGGGUCAAGCCUCACACUUGUGGCUACUGCGGAAAGAGCUUCAUCCAGGCUAGCCAGCUGCGAAGCCACAUCUUCCACCACACAGGCGAAUAUGGAUUCACAUGCGACAUUUGCAACAAAUCGUUCAACCGCCGCGUCCGCCUCUCCAUGCACAUAAAGUAUGUGCACGAAGGCGCCAAGCCUUACGAGUGUGACCAGUGCACCAAGACCUUUGUCCGCAAGGAGGACCUCGCCAGGCACACCAUCCUCCACUCUGGCGUCAAAUCUCACAAGUGCCCAAUCUGCGAGAAGCAGUUUGCUAUGAAGUCUUCCUUGAAAAUCCACUUGCUCACACACACCAAGGAGCCACCGAGGUCCUGCGACGAAUGCGGAAGAGCUUUCAUCCGACAGGACUGUCUGCUUAGACACAUGAGAUCCAAGCAUAGGGACAUGCUUGAGGAAAUUCUGGCUGAGGCUGAGAAGAAGAAACUGCAGCAACAGUUGCUGGCCACCCAGGCAGCCCAAGCGGCCGCUUCCACCGGUCUCUCAAUGGGUGCCGCCCUGGCCACCACAACUCAGCUGGCAGGUCUCAUGGGCGCCCCACAGUCAGGUGGAUCGAUGUCCGAAAAAGCUCUCUCGGACUCUAUUCGAGAACUCCUCUCUCUUCUGGUGGAUGAAGCCACUCUGGCUGCUUUUGGAUGGCCUGACGAAACUGUGGACAAACUGCUGGAGGCGGUGAUCCGGCGGUGCGGCCACGCUCCAGCCCUUGCCGAGGACUACUCUCCGAUUGACAGACUCCGUGAAAAUGCAAAACUGCUCUUCACGGUGGUCAUAGACGACUCGGCAGUCAAGACGCUGCUGAACAACCAGACGGUCGAUGAGGUCAUCCUGCACGUCCUGCGUCUGGCCAAGGGCUAAGUACAUUUUUUGUUUGCAAAUGAAGCAAAAGCAUCAGUAGGUUUAAGUUCGAUAGCAGACAAAUCAGUUUUAUAAAAUGUGACAGAAAAAGAUUCUGUCUCUCGAAUCAUGAGAAAUUUAUGAAAAAUUGUGGAAUGCUGGGAAUCGGUAUUUUAUCAUUUUUAUUUUAAUCAUGUCAAUAACAGCACCAAUGGUCAGCAAUAAAUGUUAUAUCAAGCGCUGUUUAAUAGCAAGGAAAAUGAUUUACCUCUUUUUGAAGACUUUGAUAGUUUGAAAGCAAACAGCGCCAAGAAAUGAAAUUCCCCCAAAACGAGCCAGCGGCUCAAUUUUGAUUUCACGACAGGGGUACUUUCAGACUAAUGGAAAUCCCAGCAAAAGGGGUGGUUAUAAUUUUAGUCGUUGAUUUAACCUGGGACAACCAUACUGGUGCCCCAUCUCUAUUUUCUCCUUGUUUAAUUUUAAAUUUGGAUGAAUCUGAAUUAAUCGAAGCACGUUGGAUAAUUUUAAGUUGCAAAUGGCAAAAUACGACUAUAGCAUUUUCAGUUGGAUGUGGGAUAAGGAAAAGUGU